Messenger RNA from Xenopus laevis (African clawed frog), 1487 nucleotides. It is a transcript of the gene napepld.S, whose product is annotated as N-acyl phosphatidylethanolamine phospholipase D S homeolog. The record is from RefSeq and is marked provisional. Gene Ontology annotation, biological process: N-acylethanolamine metabolic process; N-acylphosphatidylethanolamine metabolic process. Gene Ontology annotation, molecular function: N-acylphosphatidylethanolamine-specific phospholipase D activity; zinc ion binding. NCBI's taxonomy places the organism in Eukaryota, Metazoa, Chordata, Amphibia, Anura, Pipidae. Gene Ontology annotation, cellular component: nucleoplasm; early endosome membrane; endosome membrane.
CAUGGAGGAGGAGGAGCUGCAAGGUGCUCGGGAGCUCCGUGCGGUUAGUGGCUUUGGUGCCUGUCGCAGUUAGUAGGCGCUACGGCUGCUGCAGAUCCGGAAGAAGUAGUGAGCGCCCUGGAGACCCUUAAAGUGCCCAGCGGAGACGUGGGAGCCAGUUCGCAGCCAUUUUAAUGGACGUUGUGGAUGAAGAGCAGGGGACAGAGGACAGGUUACCAGAUACAGAUGGCAGUGAAAAGAAUGAGGUGUAUCCUAAAGAGACAGUUCGGAAACGACAGAAUUCUAUACGGAGCUCCAGAAGUAGUGACUCCUGCAGAUCAUCAAGGAAAAGUUUCAAGUUAGAUGUCCGAAUGGAAGAGGAAGUUACCAAGUCAAGGAGACUCAAGAAUGGUAGAUUUGUGAACCCAUGGCCUACAUGGAAGGCACCCUCCAUCUGGAAUGCUCUAAAAUGGGUAGUCACAGAAAAAGAUAAUAGCAGUGUUCCCAGCUCAAAGGAGGAGCUUGACAAGGUGCUUCCAAUUGUUAAACCCUACUUUGUUCAAUGCCCUGAUCUUGCUGGCAAGACCAAAAAUGGAAUACGGGUCACAUGGUUAGGACAUGCUUCUGUCAUGGUAGAAAUGGAUGAUGUGAUAUUUCUUACUGAUCCUAUCUUCAGUCAACAUGCAUCCCCAAUAAGCUUCGCAGGGCCAAAGCGUUUCCGUGGGCCUCCAUGUUCGGUGGAACAACUUCCAAAAAUAGAUGCUGUUGUAAUCAGCCAUAACCAUUAUGACCACUUGGAUUAUAACACAGUAGUAGGUCUUAAUGAGCGUUUUGGUACUGAGUUGAGAUGGUUUGUACCUUUGGGCCUUUUAAACUGGAUGCAGAAAUGUGGCUGCGAGAAUGUAAUUGAAUUGGAUUGGUGGGAGCAAAACUGUGUACCUGGACAUGAUGAAGUAACAUUUGUGUUUACCCCAUGCCAGCACUGGUGCAAAAGGACACCUAUAGAUGACAACAAAGUGCUUUGGGGUAGUUGGUCUGUCCUUGGACCAUCAAACCGAUUCUUUUUUGCAGGAGAUACUGGGUAUUGUGCUGCUUUUGAAGAGAUAGGAAAGAGAUUUGGUCCUUUUGACAUUGCUGCUAUUCCAAUUGGAGCCUAUGAACCAAGAUGGGUUAUGAGAAGUCAGCAUGUGGACCCAGAAGAGGCAGUUAGAAUUCAUGCUGAUGUCCGUGCAAAGAAAUCUGUUGGCGUUCACUGGGGAACGUUUGCAUUAGCCAAUGAGCACUAUUUGGAUCCACCAAGAAAACUCACUGAAGCCCUUGAAAGAUAUGGACUGAAUGCAGAUGAUUUUUUUGUAUUAAACCAUGGAGAAUCUAUACAUCUUAAUAUGGACAACGAUGAACUAUCUGAAGAUUGAUAAAUACAUCUUAAUAUUUUAAUUUCAUCAAAUACUUUUACUAGAAGAUUUUAUAUAUUAAUGCAAGUGACAUGCAUUUCUUACAUUAAGGGG